AUGGCCUUGUUCUUUCAAAUACGAGAUGAUUAUAUGAAUCUGGUCUCGGACGAAAUGGCGAAGCAAAAAUCGUUUGCAGAAGAUCUCACUGAAGGGAAAUUCUCAUUUCCCAUCAUUCAUGCGAUACGAAGCUCUCCGGUGUCCAGCAACGAUGACCCCGUGCUAAGUACGUUGGUCACAUAUUUUUUUGAGGCGCCUGUGUUUGUAUUCCCUGCAGAGUCCUAG
This is a messenger RNA of Cooperia oncophora, 225 nucleotides long. The record is from the annotation of a GenBank genome assembly. NCBI's taxonomy places the organism in Eukaryota, Metazoa, Nematoda, Chromadorea, Rhabditida, Trichostrongylidae.